Messenger RNA from Hevea brasiliensis (rubber tree), 1427 nucleotides. RefSeq names its product ferredoxin--NADP reductase, leaf isozyme, chloroplastic. The transcript has 9 exons. Lineage: Eukaryota; Viridiplantae; Streptophyta; Magnoliopsida; Malpighiales; Euphorbiaceae. Gene Ontology annotation, molecular function: oxidoreductase activity. The coding region runs from base 200 to 1288 and encodes 362 amino acids. The record is from RefSeq and is a predicted model, not a curated record.
UUACAUUACUGGCUUAUCCUCACAUCAACCACCGCAUUGGCCUCAAAAUCUCAUCCACGCAAACUCUAAUCCAUUUCCAACCGAAAAAAAUCCUGCUGCCCUUCUUUUCUCACUUCUUCUGCAGCAACUCACAACCAAUUGCUAGAAAGGAGCUUCCUUUCCUCUUCUUCUCCUUCUCCUUUUUUACAUCAUCACAACCAUGGCCGCUGCAGUAACUGCUGCAGUCUCUUUUCCUUCCUCCAAUUCCAUUUCUCUCUCCUCAAGAACUUCUCUCGUAGCUCCAGAAAGAAUCACCUUUAAGCAGGUUCCUGUUUAUUUCAAAGAUGUUUCUGCUGGUGGGAGAGUGGUUUGCAUCAGAGCCCAGGUCACCACUGAGGCUCCUACUAAGGUUCAGAAGGAAUCCAAAAAAAUGGAGGAAGGUGUGAUCGUUAACAAGUUCAAGCCUAAAAACCCUUAUAUUGGUAGAUGCCUUUUGAAUACUAAGAUCACUGGUGAUGAUGCUCCUGGAGAAACUUGGCACAUGGUGUUCAGCACUGAGGGAGAGGUUCCGUACAGAGAAGGGCAAUCUGUUGGUGUAAUUCCAGAUGGCGUGGACAAGAAUGGGAAGCCUCACAAGCUGAGAUUGUAUUCAAUUGCCAGCAGUGCCCUUGGUGACUUUGGAGACUCCAAAACUGUUUCCCUCUGUGUGAAGCGGCUUGUGUACGUCAAUGAAAAAGGAGAAACUGUAAAAGGAGUCUGCUCAAAUUUCUUGUGUGACUUGAAACCUGGAUCUGAAGUGAAGAUUACAGGACCAGUUGGAAAAGAAAUGCUCAUGCCUAAAGAUCCCAAUGCCACAAUCAUCAUGCUUGCAACUGGCACCGGUAUUGCGCCUUUCCGAGCGUACUUGUGGAAAAUGUUCUUUGAGAAGCAUGAGGACUAUAAGUUCAAUGGUUUGGCAUGGCUCUUCUUGGGUGUCCCCACAAGUAGUUCAUUGCUGUACAAGGAGGAAUUCGAGAAAAUGAAGGAGAAGGCCCCAAACAACUUCAGGGUUGACUUUGCCGUAAGCAGAGAGCAAACAAAUGAGAAAGGGGAAAAAAUGUACAUCCAAACUCGCAUGGCUCAGUACGCGGAAGAGCUGUGGGAGUUACUGAAGAAAGAUGACACCUACGUCUAUAUGUGCGGAUUGAAGGGGAUGGAAAAGGGAAUUGAUGACAUUAUGGUAUCACUGGCAGCUAAAGAUGGCAUUGAUUGGUUGGAGUACAAAAGGUCAUUGAAGAAAGCAGAACAAUGGAAUGUGGAAGUAUACUAAUGAACGAAUACUUGUAAAAAAAUCUCCUCCUUUAAUUUUGAGUAUUUCAAGCAGGCAACCUAUAAUGAUAUGUUUUCCAUGUAUUGUGUGGAUAAACAAUAUCAUAUGACUGUAAUUUUUCUCUUAAUAUUUUUUGCUA